CGCACCGCGCGUACCGCCCGCAGCCACCUUGUCCCCGCUCUGUGCGCGUGGCCGGCGUUAAGUCUAGACCCAUCGAACGAUGGUGUCGCGCUGAGUGGCUUCUCAGGCUCAGGCCCUGAAAAGCCCAGGAAUCGGCCCCAGGUGUCCGUAGCGAAUGCCCGGCCGGGUACCAUUUCCAUAUUAGCAAAUCCCAAGCGUCGGUGCGACCGGCAGCUUCGCAGUGCUCCGCUGGCCAGGCCUAACGAGUCGAACGCGGAACUAGAGAGCAGGCUAGGCCCCUACGGGGCUGUUGCUCAGCAGGCCCGGCCUGGCUUUGGGCCCCGGGCCUCCCAGCCGGGGACUUUGCGCCUGCGCCCGUCCGGCUGCUGCCGGCUCUCCUGGUGCGGCCGCGGUCCCAGCAGCAGCGCGCCGCCUGGGUGGCUGGGCGGUCCAUGGGCAGCAGCGAGGGCCACGAUGACAGAUUACGGCGAGGAGCAGCGCAAUGAGCUGGAGGCUCUAGAGUCCAUCUAUCCCGACUCCUUCACAGGCAGAUGUCUCUCAGCUACCCCUGUAUAGCUCCAGUCCUGUUCAUGUUCUCUCUCACCAACAGUACAGCUGUGCUGUGAGGAUGUUAAGGGGAUGAGUGAAGAGGGGUUUGAGAGUGUCAUUAACUGGAAAGAGGUUGCUGAGCUGCUGCCAACCUUAACAGGGGCCAGUGCUUCCCAGGGCUGGAGUGAGGCACAGGCUUUUCUCAGGGGCUCAGCAGCAAUCCCAGGUGUAUUAUCAGAAAAUCCACCCAGUUUCACCAUUACUGUGACAUCUGAGGCUGGAGAAAAUGAUGAAACUGUCCAGACUACUCUCAAGUUUACAUACAGUGAAAAAUACCCAGAUGAAGCCCCUCUUUAUGAAAUAUUCUCCCAGGAAAAUCUAGAAGAUAGUGAUGUCUCAGAGAUUUUAAAACUAUUAGCAUUACAGGCAGAAGAAAACCUUGGUAUGGUGAUGAUCUUUACUUUAGUGACAGCUGUACAAGAAAAAUUAAAUGAAAUAGUAGAUCAAAUAAAAACUAGAAGAGAAGAAGAAAAGAAACAAAAAGAAAAAGAGGCAGAGGAAGCUGAAAAGCAAUUAUUUCAUGGCACUCCUGUUACAAUUGAGAAUUUCUUAAGCUGGAAGGCCAAGUUUGAUGCAGAACUCUUGGAAAUUAAAAAGAAACGAAUGAAAGAAGAAGAACAAGCAGGAAAAAAUAAAUUAAGUGGGAAACAGCUCUUUGAGACAGAUCAUAAUCUUGACACAUCUGAUAUCCAGUUUCUGGAAGAUGCUGGAAACAACGUGGAGGUAGAUGAAUCUCUGUUCCAAGAAAUGGAUGACUUGGAGCUAGAGGAUGAUGAAGAUGAUCCAGACUAUAAUCCUGCUGACCCAGAAAGUGAUUUGACUGACUAAUGGACUGUCCCCAGCUGCAGAGAAGUGUGACUGCCACAGUAUCUGUGGCUGUGCUGAGGUGUUGAUUUUUCUUUCUUUUUUUCUAAGAAAAAAUAAUUUUCAGGAGAAUAUUCUUCUGAUAGCUUUCAUCAUUGAACUUAAUAAACUGACCUUAAAGUUUCAAAUAUAA
This is a messenger RNA of Mustela erminea (ermine), 1585 nucleotides long. RefSeq names its product RWD domain containing 1 (gene RWDD1). The record is from RefSeq and is a predicted model, not a curated record. Lineage: Eukaryota; Metazoa; Chordata; Mammalia; Carnivora; Mustelidae. The transcript has 9 exons. Bases 619 to 1416 code for a protein of 265 amino acids. Gene Ontology annotation, molecular function: protein binding. Gene Ontology annotation, biological process: cytoplasmic translation.